This is a messenger RNA of Nezara viridula (southern green stink bug), 1587 nucleotides long. The record is from the annotation of a GenBank genome assembly. Lineage: Eukaryota; Metazoa; Arthropoda; Insecta; Hemiptera; Pentatomidae.
UGUUGGAGAAGGCGCAUUUGGUUGUAAAUGUAGACAGUUGAGAGGUAUAUGAUUUUUAUUUCUUUUUUUAGUGUGUUUUAUUGUGACGGAUCCGUGCUUUAUCAUGAAUGACCUUAAAAAAACUCCUAAUUUAAUUAAAUUAAAUUCAUAUAUUGUUAUCCAACGACAAGGAUAUUUUAAAUUACAUCAGCUUUCUAGUAAAGCUGAGAUAAUGUUAGGAAAGGAUAAGAUUGAUUUAUCUUGUGUGAUAGAUAAACCUUUUUGGACAGUGUUCAAAAUGAUUCCUUCAAAAGGUUCAAAGAGGGAAUUCGCUUUAGAAGUUUGCUCCCAAACUGAAGAUUUUUCGAAAGAGUUCUCCAGUGGUGCUGACAACAGAAAUAUUACUGAUGAUGGUAGUUCUCAGAAUUUAACAAGUGAUGACAUCAAUGAAAUGAGGGAAAGUGGUUUAUCUGCUCAAGUUAUUCUUGAAAAAAUAAUUGAAAACAGCAAAACAUUCAAAGAGAAAACAGAAUAUUCCCAAGAAAAAUAUUUGAAAAAGAAGGAAAAGAAAUAUUUUGAAUACAUCAUUGUACGUGAGCCUACAAUACGUUUGCUAUCGGAGAUAUUUUAUUUCAGAGACCAGUCAAAGAUAUUAGGUCUACGGCAUGAUGCUCUUUCACAGAUCUAUACUCUUGCUAAUAUCCAGCAUAAUGGUAUUUAUGCUCUGUUUGAAAACGGAACACAAGGAUUAGUUGGAGCUGGAGUAUUAAAUUAUUUAAGUGACAACGGACUUCUUAUAAAUUUGACUAUUAACAAUCAGCCACAGAAACAAGCUAUCUUAGCCAUGAAUUUCGGUCCUGAAAAGUUAAUGCAAUUUGUUUCAGUUAAAUUAAAAGAUUUAGUAAAUUCAACGCAAAACAAAAACAAUGAAGUUGAAGAUGCAAGUAACGAAAAACUUAGCAGCGAUCAGAUAAAUAACUCUCUACAAACAAAUGUGGAACCUAGUCCAAUCAAACGAAAGCAUUCUACUGAUGAAACGGAGUGUCCGAAAAAACCUAGAUGGACUGAAGAUUUAGAAAAAGCUGUGGCAACUUUAAAAGAAAAACAAUUGAAUGGAAUCAUUAUUGUAGCAAAGGAAUACCCUUUAAAUAUUUUAACACUUUUGUUGCCAUAUUUAAAACCAUCGAGCCAGCUUGUUAUAUACUGCCAGUAUAGAGAGCCUUUGGUACAAUUGUAUGUAGAACUUAAGAAGAGAAGGGAUAUUAUAGGUCUUCAUCUAUUAGAGAAUUGGCUGAGGCUCUAUCAAGUAUUACCAGAUAGAACACAUCCAGAUGUUACGAUGAAUUGUACAGGACAUAUAUUGACUGGAAUUAAAGUUUUAAACUCUUGAUAUGUAUUUAUUAUUGUUAAACAUUGUUUCUUUAUUUUCUUAUUGAACAUUGGAAUGAAUAUAAUUUAUGUUUUUAUUACAGACAAAAAAGAAAUAUUAGUUUUGAUUUAAUUUUCAUUCUGAAAUGCAUUUCUCCAAUAUAUAAUUAGGCAAAGACAAAACAGUUCAGUACGUUUUUCUCAACCGAUUUUCUUUUUUUUUUAAUUGCUAUUGACGAG